GUCGGCCUUUUCAGCCGCUACCUUCAUGGACAGGAUCUUCGACAUAGCAUGGUAAUCUCUCAGUGCGAUCACAGUCUCUCAGAAAAUGCCGGCGCACGCUGCAUAAAGCUGAUGAAGGGGGUUUUGUGAAAAAGCAUGAGAUCAGAAAAAGAGGACGGCCCCGCACAUUGCCGACAGCGGACGGAAUAAGUCACUACUGAUAACAGCGGCCAGCUUUAUCAACUGCGAUCAUGAAACGUAUUCAUCAGUGGAACACCAUCACAAGCUAUAUAAAAUAUACCAGCUCCUCUUCCUCAUGUCUCUUCGCAUCCUCACCGGCUCGCAAGUUGACAGCAUAUUAGCUAGACUCCCACUCGACCCAGCAUUAGAGUCCCAAGCCAAUGUCUUCCGAGCUCUCACCCGUCAAGCGAAAGGCGUGACCAACAUUCAACAAGGUGCAGCCUCAAUUCAAACGCCUCACAGGCUGACGGUUAACUCGGACAAGUUUUCCAUGCUUUUCAUGCCUUCUCGAGCGCCUACUGGGGCCUCUGGACAGACUGGAGGGGGUGGAAAGGAGCAAACCACAACAGCAUGUAAAAUCGUCUCUGUGCCAUCCGGUAGCUCUGCCGAAGGUCUCCCAGCAAGUACCAUCAUCAUGGACGAGGUAUCCGGAAAAGCCAAAGCCCUCAUCAAUGCUCGAAAGCUAACUGCCUUGCGCAAUGCGUGUGGCUCAGCUGUAUUCUUGUCCCUCUUUCCAGCCGUAACGACAAAACAUCUUCUUCUUUUUGGCUCCGGAGCUCAAUGUGUAUCCCACGCACUUCUUUUUCUUCGUCUUCAUCCCUUUUCCCAAGUGACAUUUGUCGUCCGCUCAAUAAACCAAAGAUCCCAAUCCUCAGCCUCUGCGAUCCAAUCGCAAUUCCCAGCAGCCAGAGUCUCUCUCUCAGUACAUUCCUCUCCUUCCGAUGAGCUGUCUCAGCUGGUGGCGACGGCCGAUGUCAUAGUCACCGCGACUUCCUCCCUUACACCACUCUUCGACUCCUCACCUACUUGUCCCAAGCCUGGUGCUAGGGUGAUUAUGAUCGGGUCGUACAAGCCGGAGAUGCACGAGGUAGAUCAGGCUUUGAUGAAGCGGGCAGCCAAAGUCGUCGUUGAUUCCAGAAAAGCUUGCGAGAGAGAAGCUGGUGAGAUUAUCGAUGCUGGAAUUAAGGUAGCUGGAGGAGCUGGAUUAGUCGAAUUGGGCGAAUUAUUAGAAGAGGCCGGCUUGCCAGGUGCUGUCAAAGACAGCGGAGAUACCUUUGAAAAAGAGGUCAUCAUCUUCAAAUCAGUUGGUCUUGGUAUUCAAGAUGUCGCCAUCUCAAAAGUUGUAUUGGAGCAAGCCGAAAUCAACAACAUCGGGACAGUCAUCGAGGAUUAUGAUUAGGUAGACUUGGAGUCGCGCGACUGAUGUCAUGUAUGCUUCAAUCAAGCUGCAUUGGUGUACAUGUUCAGUCUGUUUCUACCAUCAUUUGUCACUUUAUAACUGACCAUUGUUGUCGGUCGAUGCAUGC
Messenger RNA from Cryptococcus deneoformans JEC21, 1526 nucleotides. RefSeq lists its product as hypothetical. The transcript is spliced from 4 exons. Gene Ontology annotation, cellular component: cytoplasm. The record is from RefSeq and is a predicted model, not a curated record. NCBI's taxonomy places the organism in Eukaryota, Fungi, Basidiomycota, Tremellomycetes, Tremellales, Cryptococcaceae. The coding region runs from base 296 to 1399 and encodes 367 amino acids.